Molecule: messenger RNA, 1581 nt
Organism: Musca vetustissima
Lineage: Eukaryota; Metazoa; Arthropoda; Insecta; Diptera; Muscidae
Gene: Sgsh
Product: N-sulphoglucosamine sulphohydrolase
Exons: 1
Coding region: 36-1577 (513 amino acids)
Molecular function (GO): arylsulfatase activity
Source: RefSeq, a predicted model, not a curated record
UGUUAACCUUUUGGAAGUUUUUAUUGUUCGGCGUGAUGUUAACUUUCGCCACAGCGGGAGAAAUUAAAAAUGUUUUGUUGCUGCUGGCCGAUGAUGCUGGCUUCGAGAUGGGAGCAUAUCUGAACAAGUACUGUCAGACACCUAAUUUGGAUAAAUUGGCCCGCAAGGGUCUGUUGUUCAAUAAUGCCUUUACUUCGGUAAGCAGUUGUUCACCAAGUCGGGCACAAAUCCUGACGGGUCAACCAAGUCAUGCCAGUGGUAUGUAUGGCCUACAUCAGGGUGUUCAUAAUUUUAAUGUUCUGCCCGGCACCGCCACCUUGCCGAAUAUUUUACGAGAAAAGUCCAAAGGUGGUGUACUUAGUGGCAUUAUUGGUAAGAAGCAUGUUGGUUCGGGAGAGGAUUUUAAAUUUGAUUUUGAACAGACAGAGGAACAGCAUAGCAUAAAUCAAAUUGGUCGGAACAUAACGCGCAUGAAAUUGUAUGCCCGGGAGUUUUUACAAAAUGCCAAGAAGCAGGAGAAGCCAUUCUUCCUGAUGGUGGCUUUCCACGAUCCACAUCGUUGUGGUCACAUUACCCCGCAGUAUGGGGAGUUUUGUGAACGUUGGGGUUCUGGAGAGGAAGGUAUGGGUUCGAUACCGGAUUGGAAGCCCAUUUACUAUGAUUGGCGUAAUUUACAAGUUCCAGCAUAUUUACCCGAUACUGAUGUGGUGCGUCAGGAAUUGGCAGCCCAAUAUAUGACCAUGUCCAGAUUGGAUCAAGGUGUGGGUUUGGUGCUAAAGGAGUUACAAGACUUCGGAUUGGAAGAGGAAACUUUGGUAAUAUUUACCUCGGAUAAUGGUCCUCCCUUCCCCUUGGGUCGCACCAAUCUCUAUGAACAUGGCAUUAGAUCACCGUUUAUUUUGGCCUCACCCAAUCCCAAGGACAGGCAUUUGGAGACCACAGCGGCAAUGACCUCAUUGCAGGAUAUAUUCCCCACAAUUUUGGAUAUUUUCCACAUACCAAUGGAUAAUAGCAGUCACACAUCUUCCUCCUCCUAUACCAAAUCCCUGUUACCUCUGCUAAAAGCCGAACCCCCUACCAAUGAAAAUGACACCGUAUUUGCUUCGCAAAAUUAUCACGAAAUAACUAUGAACUAUCCAAUGCGUAUGAUACGCACCAGGAGGUAUAAACUAAUACAUAACCUCAAUUAUUGGUCCUACUUCCCCAUAGAUCAAGAUUUCUAUACUUCACCCACCUUUCAACAACUUCUCAAUGCCACAAUGCAUCAUCAACAAUUGCCAUGGUAUAAAAAUCUGCUCAGAUAUUAUCAACGUCCCGAAUGGGAAUUGUAUGACAUUAAGGCGGAUUCUUUGGAACGUUAUAAUCUGGUAGAUAAACCCAAGUACAAAGGAAUUUUAAAGAAUUUAAAGGAACGUCUCUUGAAAUGGCAAAUUGACACAAAUGACCCGUGGCGUUGUGCUCCCCAUGCUGUCCUGCAAUCGCAAGGUGUCUUCAAAAAGAAUCCCGUCUGCUUGUCGUUGGGUCAUGAGGCCUUGGCCAAGCGCGUAACUCAUUAUGAGAAAUAUAUUUUAUUGUAAAUUU